AUGGGGAAAAAGAACAACAAGGGUGCGGGCAAGGCAUCAAACCAGCCACUCUCAUCAAGAUCGUUUAAUGUUGGAGGAUACUCAACCGCACCAAGUACAGCGACUACCACCGCUACCAUAGCGACAGAUCCAAGACUGGGAUACAAAGUCCGAGUUCUUAUAUACGACUUCCUCAGCGUCACAAAAGACCCUAACUCAGCCAAGCGCAUCAAUUCUACAACCGAUGAACACUAUAUCAGUGCUCCAUAUUUUGACGAGACCCAAGCUGCGAUAGUCAAGGCUGCAGCUAUAGAUAUUAAACUUGGAAGGUACACUGAAACCGCUGAUGAUAAGGAUCUCGAAACCCUGGUAUUACAACAAGGCAAAAGCUUUGAGGACGCUGUUCGUGCUUUUCUAAAUAGUUUCAUCGACAAAAGACGUGUAAGCGGCGAUGCUCGGCCGUGGGGACCUCAACAUUUAGCGCCCAUGUAUGCCAAUCUCUUUAGUAUUAACAUGGAGGAGUUGAAGGAUGCCAAGUUCCUUGGUCGACUGAGGAGAUCUGGACUAUGA
Messenger RNA from Fusarium venenatum, 549 nucleotides. NCBI's taxonomy places the organism in Eukaryota, Fungi, Ascomycota, Sordariomycetes, Hypocreales, Nectriaceae. The record is from RefSeq and is a predicted model, not a curated record.